AUACCACUGUGUGUUGUUUUGGCUCAUCCAUCUGAGGAACAGAUAGUGCGCUCGGAAAGCAGUGUCGAACCAGAAGGCUUUAAAUUUGCAGUUGAGACAUCUGAUGGUAGCGUGCAUACUUCUGAGGGUCAAUUGAAAGAUGUGGGCACUGAACAUGAAGGUAUUGCAGUUCACGGUUCAUUCUCUUUUGUAGCUGAUGAUGGAAAAACCUAUACCGUUGAUUAUGUUGCCGACGAAAAUGGUUUCCAACCUCAUGGUGCUCAUUUACCUGUUGGACCUGAUGCUCAAUAGAGUGCUUGCAAAGUGAUAAACUAACUAAAAGUUAAUAAAAAGAAAUUAAUAUAAAUAAAAGUUAUGCAAAUUUUAUACCCACCUUCAAUAGAUAGGAAUUACCUGAAUGUAUUGAUUUGUCAUUUCAUUAGUAGCUCAUCGAAAUAAUGUACUUAAACUCUAAGGUCCAAUCUUUAGUUGAAGGAUUAAUUAUUAAAUUAAAAUUAAUCUUCAAAA
This is a messenger RNA of Lucilia cuprina (Australian sheep blowfly), 507 nucleotides long. Its product is annotated as larval cuticle protein 65Ag1-like. NCBI's taxonomy places the organism in Eukaryota, Metazoa, Arthropoda, Insecta, Diptera, Calliphoridae. Gene Ontology annotation, cellular component: chitin-based extracellular matrix. Gene Ontology annotation, molecular function: structural constituent of chitin-based larval cuticle. The record is from RefSeq and is a predicted model, not a curated record. The transcript has a single exon. The annotation marks the transcript as partial.